Messenger RNA from Nilaparvata lugens (brown planthopper), 1123 nucleotides. Its product is annotated as respirasome Complex Assembly Factor 1. Lineage: Eukaryota; Metazoa; Arthropoda; Insecta; Hemiptera; Delphacidae. Gene Ontology annotation, biological process: mitochondrial respirasome assembly. The transcript has 4 exons. The record is from RefSeq and is a predicted model, not a curated record. The coding region runs from base 384 to 770 and encodes 128 amino acids.
AUAUGAUUUUUGGUUCCAUAUGAUCAACGUUUAAUUCACUACCGUAUCAGCUGUAAGCAUGUCAAGGUUUAAAAAAAUUGAAUAAUAUAUAUGUUUUGAAUAAUAAAAAUCCAGGUCUACUAAGAUUUUAGACUAGACAAUAAAAUUUAUAAAUUCAUCAAAGUUAUAAUAAAAAGUUGUAUCACUUGGAGCAAUUUUAUUUUUCAAUUAAACUUGGAUGACGUUGAUUUUUUUCCACAGCUGACUUCUUGAGUGUUCGUUCUGCUGCAAAACUCGAAAGGCGGCCUUGUUGGUUAGGUUAUUAUUUACUUUCACGUGCAACUCAAUAAUAUGCAUUUAAUCCUAAUUGAUUCUUGAGAUUUGAUAGAAAAUAAUCUUGAAUCAUGUCUGCAAAGGUUCAGAAAGUCUCUGAGAAAAAUGGCUCAACAAAAUCACCAAACUUAGACAGUGUAUGGUUACGAGCAAUCAAAUCUCAGUCUGAGUGGCCAGAUAAGGAAGAGUUCCUUGAUGUUAUUUACUGGAUACGGCAAGCUCUGGGAAUAAUUGUAGGAGUGCUUUGGGGUCUAAUACCUUUGAAAGGUUACCUCGCACUAUUAUUAUUUGUCCUUGUUAAUGCUGGAGUCAUCUACGUGUAUUUCUCCACUUUCCAAACUGUUGAUGAAGAGGAAUAUGGUGGAGCUUGGGAGUUGACAAAAGAAGGAUUCAUGACGUCAUUCGCUGGUUUUCUUGUAACGUGGAUUAUUGUUUACUCGGGAUUGCAUUUCGAUUGAUGAUGGCUUAGAGUUUGAACAUUCCUCUUGGAGAGCUAGAUUUCGAACUAUGACCUCAAGAUUGAAUCUGUGGGUUAAUUCCAACUUUGGAAUCCAAUCCGGACUUCAACUUCCUCCAUAUUGUAGACAACUUUCAUCCACCUGCUGAGUUUUUACUCUUCAUGUUUCUAAUUUAUUACCCUUAUUUGUUAUUUAUUCUCAUUCCUCAUCAACCAAUGUGUAUUUUAGACAAGCAAUGUGCUCCAAGAACAUUAUAGUCAUCUUAUUAUAUGAUUCUGUAUUAUAAUAGGUAUGUUUCGAUUUUUAUCCAUAAAUGUAUUUUAGAUUAUGGAAAACAUUUUGUAAGUAUUUGA